GUAGUAAUUCGGGCUGAUUCAUUGUAGACGUACAGAAGCUAAGCAGUGGAUUAAAUUCACAUUAUACUGAUAAUAUAAUGGAUCGGCUCCUGAGGCUUGGUGGUGGGAUGCCUGGACUGGGACAGGGUCCCCCCACAGAUGCCCCUGCUGUGGACACGGCCGAACAGGUGUACAUUUCAUCUCUGGCCUUGCUUAAGAUGCUUAAGCACGGUCGUGCUGGUGUGCCCAUGGAGGUUAUGGGGCUCAUGUUGGGAGAAUUUGUGGACGACUACACUGUGCGUGUGAUCGAUGUGUUUGCCAUGCCACAGUCAGGCACAGGUGUGAGUGUGGAAGCUGUGGAUCCUGUUUUUCAAGCAAAGAUGUUGGACAUGUUGAAGCAGACAGGAAGACCAGAGAUGGUGGUGGGCUGGUACCACAGUCACCCUGGGUUCGGCUGCUGGCUGUCUGGAGUGGAUAUUAACACACAGCAGAGCUUUGAGGCUCUGUCUGAAAGAGCCGUGGCCGUGGUGGUGGAUCCUAUUCAGAGCGUCAAAGGAAAGGUUGUGAUUGAUGCAUUCAGACUCAUCAAUGCUAAUAUGAUGGUGUUGGGACAUGAACCACGGCAGACCACUUCUAACCUGGGACACCUUAACAAGCCCUCAAUCCAGGCCCUGAUUCAUGGACUGAACAGACACUAUUACUCCAUCACCAUCAACUACAGGAAGAACGAGCUUGAGCAAAAGAUGCUGUUAAACCUGCAUAAGAAGAGCUGGAUGGAGGGACUGACAUUACAGGACUACAGUGAACACUGCAAACUUAACGAGACCAUCGUAAAGGAGAUGCUUGAACUGGCCAAGAACUACAACAAGGCUGUAGAGGAAGAAGACAAAAUGACUCCUGAACAGCUGGCUAUCAAGAAUGUUGGAAAACAGGAUCCCAAACGGCAUUUGGAAGAGCAUGUGGAUGUACUGAUGACGUCCAAUAUUGUGCAGUGCCUCGCAGCUAUGUUAGAUACUGUUGUGUUCCAGUAAUCCCUUCAUUGUGCAUAAAUAUUCAUAUUUGUUGUGUUUUGUCUUUUUAAGAAAUAAACCUGAACAAAAUCCA
Messenger RNA from Trichomycterus rosablanca, 1083 nucleotides. RefSeq names its product proteasome 26S subunit, non-ATPase 14 (gene psmd14). The transcript has 11 exons. The coding region runs from base 78 to 1010 and encodes 310 amino acids. Gene Ontology annotation, molecular function: protein binding; proteasome binding; metallopeptidase activity. Gene Ontology annotation, cellular component: proteasome regulatory particle, lid subcomplex. Gene Ontology annotation, biological process: protein deubiquitination; proteasome-mediated ubiquitin-dependent protein catabolic process. NCBI's taxonomy places the organism in Eukaryota, Metazoa, Chordata, Actinopteri, Siluriformes, Trichomycteridae. The record is from RefSeq and is a predicted model, not a curated record.